GCGCGGGGGGCGUGGUGCGCCCAGCGGGGCGGGUGGUCCCAGCCCGCGGCCGGCGCCUCGCAGCGGCCCGCGCGUCGGGCGGCGCUCUGGCUCCGCGGGUUUGUCUGUCCGCCCGUCUCCGCUGCUCGCGCCCCGCCUGCCCCUCACUCGCCGGGAAGAUGGCUGCCGUACGCCGGGCCCGCAGUUACUCCCGCUGCGUGGUGCGCUUCUCCGACCGAGAACUCUGCUAAUUUCCCCCUCGGGGACGACGCGCGGGCCGAGAGGGGGGGGACGAAGGCCCCCGGGACGGGACGGCGCCGCCCGAGCGCUGGCAGCAUGGCAGAAGCUGAAGAAGAUUGUUACUCUGAUUUGGUAAGAACUGAUGACAAUGAAAGAUCUGGUGAAGCAAACCUUCAGGCAGAGCUCCAGAUGUUCAGAGCUCAGUGGAUGUUUGAGCUUGCCCCAGGUGUAAGUUCUAGUGGGUUGGAACCUCUGCCAUGCAGAACAUCAUCGAGAGGACCUGGAGUAAAGUCUGUAGAUACCAGAGGGAAACAGGAGAUAGCAAAAGAGGAAAAGGCAAAAGAACUUUUCCUGAAGGCAGUGGAAGAAGAACAAAAUGGGGCCCUUUAUGAAGCCAUCAAGUUUUAUCGUCUAGCCAUGCAGCUUGUCCCUGACAUAGAGUUUAAGAUUGCCUAUACACGGUCCCCAGAUAGUGAUGGAGUUGGAAAGAGGUGUGUUGAGGAUAAUGAAGAGGAUGGCAAAAUGGCUGAUCUCCUGUCAGAUUUCCAGCAACAGUUAACCCUUCAGGAAUCUUCUGUCAAACUUUGUCAGCCUGAGCUUGAUGUCAACCAGACCCAUAUUUCAGCGUUGCCUCUGGAGGUAUUAAUGUACAUUUUCCGAUGGGUGGUUUCGAGUGACUUGGACCUGAGAUCAUUAGAGCAAUUAUCUCUUGUUUGUCGAGGAUUUUACAUUUGUGCCAGAGAUCCUGAAAUCUGGCAUCAAGUCUGUUUGAAAGUAUGGGGCAGGAGCUGCAAUAAACUUGUUCCGUAUUCCUCCUGGAGGGAAAUGUUUUUGGAAAGGCCUCGUGUUCGAUUUGAUGGUGUAUAUAUCAGCAAGACAACAUACAUACGCCAAGGAGAACAAUCUCUUGAUGGUUUCUAUAGAGCGUGGCACCAAGUGGAAUAUUACAGGUAUUUGAGGUUCUUUCCAGAUGGUCAAGUUAUGAUGCUUACGACGCCUGAAGAUCCGCAAUCUAUUGUUCCUCGCUUACGGACUAAAAAUACAAGAAUGGAUGCAAUCUUGCUUGGUCACUAUCGCCUUUCCCAGGAAACAGACAAUCAAACCAAAGUAUUUGCUGUAAUAAUGAAGAAAAAAGAAGAGAAACCGGUUGACUUCCACAAAUAUAGGUAUUUCCGUCGUGUUCCAGUACAGGAGACAGAACAUAGUUUUCAUGUAGGACUUCAGUUGUGCUCCAGUGGGCGCCAGAGGUUCAACAAACUUGUUUGGAUACAUCAUUCUUGUCACAUAACUUACAAAUCGACCGGUGAGACAGCAGUUACUACUUUCGACAUUGACAAAAUGUACACCCCUUUGUUCUUUGCACGAGUGAAGAGUUAUACAGCAUUUUCAGAAAAGCCGCUCUAAGAAACACCUUUUCCUCUCACAAGUCAUGCAUGAAUAAAAGGAGUCCUUGUGUUACAGAUGUGUUCAGAGAACACCCAGCUGGUGACCCUCGCUGUGCCCAUGCCCAAGCCACCCACUUUGCAGACAGAGGUGAUGUUGGCUCUCAAGAAGAUGUGUGUGAGCUCAGCUUUCUCUUGUUAUGCUUCAGAGCUUUCCUGAAGCCCAGGCCUGGAAGCAGGCUUGACUCUUUUAAUAGACAAGAUCCAGACACACAACAACUUCUGCCUCUGAAUCUGAAGGAGAGUUAUGCUGUGGUUAUACAGCUGCUGCUGAUUGUGUCCAGGAACUGUGAGUUUGGUGCUGCUAGUCUCAAAUUCCUACAACUCUGCUCCUACUAUGAGCAAACAGCCUGCAUUGUUAGGGUAAAGUAAAUCAGGACUUUCUGGAUCACAGCUUCGGCGCUUAAAAAUUACAUUCGUUUCCUUGAUAGUUUUCCCAGUCACUUUUUUCAACUGACUGCUGCUUGUAAUGCCACUUUGCCAUUUGCAGUGCUGUGAUGGUAGCGUUUCUGGAAAACAACCUGAGCAAGGAUUUCAGUUAAAGCUUUUUUUACUCCCUUGCUGUAAAUAUGCGCUCAGCUAUCAACAGGACUAAGAUGGAACAGGAGUUGGAAAAGCUAUAGCCAUCAUGGAAAUGGAGAGGCUGUUUUGUUUUUAAAAGACCAUGUUACGAAGUUUAUCCGGACAAUGACAGCUACUUGCUGCAGCAGUGUUGUCUGUGCUGCAAUCACUCUUCAGUGAACUGGUAAAAGAUGUGCUUGGAUCCCCAGCCAUGUGAAUGCAGAUUGAUAUUUAGCCAUCUCCCUGUCAGUCUGAUGGCUCCCAUUAAUAACUCUUGAACUUGCUGACCAAUUUCAAAAUAAAUUUGACCAGUUAUACAGUUCUGAUGCAAGCGCCAACAGAUGAUGUUUUAAAGUAUCUAUUUAGAAGAACUUGAAGCUUGUUGCUGCUUAAUGAGGUUUUCUUCUCUUACUGGAAUAGGGGAUCAGAGAGACCAACCAGUUAGAAACACUGAAGGGGUCCCUUGCCACCCAGAAGGGAUCUUUUUGGGAAAGCAUUAGUUUUACAGGAAAGAGCUAUAAAAUGGAUAUAAAACCAGAACACACUUCACUUGACCUUGAGGGAAAACCUCUGCCUCCACAGGCCCUGCUCUGUUCAAGGCCAUGGCCGAGGAGCUGGCGUUGAUAACAGAGGACUAAAGUCACAUCAGUGAUGGUAUGAUUGCCAGAUGACGUGAAGAGCUGCAGUUCAAAUCUUGGCAUAACUGGUUUUGAGAAAUGAAGAGCACUCUAAUCAGAGACAAGCCCUCCCAGCCAGUUUUGGCUCUUCAUUUACUAACUCAAAACAGAAGGAAUGAACACAGUGUGAAAAGCUGAUCAAAGGCCUUCCUGGCUUGCCCUGCUUUCUGAAGGGCCUGUCUGUGCCUCAAGAAUUGCUUGCCAUCCAGGAGGUCAUCCCGUCACUCACAAACUCAAGCACCCAAUGAGGAGAAGGCAACUGCCUGACUUGAGAAGAGCUACACUGGAUAUUAAAUGUUCCUAGAAUCACAGAACAGCUGAAGUUGGAAGGGAUCUCUUGAGAUUAUCUGGUCCAACUUGUACUUAGGGACACCCAGAGCAGUGGGCCCAGGAACAUGUCCACAUGGCCUUUGAAUAUCACUUUUUUGGGCAUGUGGAUGCAUUGCUGUCUCAUGUUCAACUCGGUGUUCACCAGGACCCAUAGGAGCAUCCUACCAGGACCCAUAGACUUGUUAUCCUGCACUGAAGGCAAUGCUUCCUUGCUCCUGAAGGUGAGCAGUGUUGAAAUUUACUUUGCUGAAGACAAAACCCCGUGGAGCCUGGGAACUGCAGCAGCUCUGGGAGAAGACACUGUGUUGAAUCAGGACAUUGCACAAGAGCCAGCUUCAAACUGUUUAGGGUAUUUAGAUGCGCAACAUUAAUAUCCUACUCAUGCUCUGCUUUGAUUGCUGAUUGCAUCUAUUUAUAAUUGGACGUCAUCAGAGUUCCUUCACUUUUUCCUCUUAAAUAGACUGCACCACCUUCUCAUCCUUCUCCACCUUUCCUGCCCUCCUGCGGAGUCCCACCAUGGGGCCACUUCUACAUUUUGCUUGUGGUAAAGUAAAAGAUUAUGUGGUUCCAUUCUAA
Molecule: messenger RNA, 3805 nt
Organism: Numida meleagris (helmeted guineafowl)
Lineage: Eukaryota; Metazoa; Chordata; Aves; Galliformes; Numididae
Gene: FBXO9
Product: F-box protein 9
Exons: 14
Coding region: 316-1623 (435 amino acids)
Biological process (GO): SCF-dependent proteasomal ubiquitin-dependent protein catabolic process
Cellular component (GO): SCF ubiquitin ligase complex
Molecular function (GO): protein binding
Source: RefSeq, a predicted model, not a curated record